This is a messenger RNA of Ostrinia furnacalis (Asian corn borer), 7774 nucleotides long. RefSeq lists its product as uncharacterized. Gene Ontology annotation, molecular function: protein binding. Gene Ontology annotation, cellular component: cytoplasmic vesicle. The record is from RefSeq and is a predicted model, not a curated record. Bases 32 to 5167 code for a protein of 1711 amino acids. Lineage: Eukaryota; Metazoa; Arthropoda; Insecta; Lepidoptera; Crambidae. The transcript is spliced from 19 exons.
UUCGAAAUAAUGGUCCUAAUUCUUCAACUCUAUGACUGGGCCACCGCCACGGCUGGGGCUGAAGGCGGCGAGCCCCGGGGUUGCCGCGGACGAGGACUGCAACAGCAACACCAGCCUCACCGGCAGUCAGCACUCCGCGCACGAUGACCUGGAUGCGCACUGCGACAACUCCGGCUAUCUCUGGUUCCUUGACUAUAACCCAAUCUUCAGAGACGGCUCGUGUCACCACACCUCAGUCCUUUCCUCCGUGUCAGCAUCGUACAAGGGCAUAAGCGACCUGGCCUCGCGCUUCGAGUUCACCUCGCGGUACAACGACAUCGCGCGGGACCUAGACGCGAACCUUGCGGAGGCCGACAUGGAGAGCUUCAAGACCGAAGACAUACACGCACUGCUGAUGACCGCCAACCUGCCUCACGACGCCAUCAUUGACGACAGAACGCAUGAUUUGUUUAGUAAUGAGUCGGUGGAUGAGGGUCAUUUGUGUGGUGUAUUGCAGAGUAACCCCCGGGGCGAGAUGUUUGCCAGCAUCUCAAGCUCGCUCAUGGAAAGAUUUCGGUUCGACAGCAGUAUCAGUGUCGACAGUAGCUUUCAGGGUGAAGAAUCUGUCGGUUCGAUCAACACGAUGUCGAUAUGCAAGUCGGAGUUGUUGUUCUCUCCGGUGAAGGAGGGGGCACACGGCGUUCACUUCAGUGUGGACAGUCUAGACUGCGAGCUGCCCACGGAGCAGGACCUCAUCCUCACCUGCCAGGCCAACAAAGAUAACUACACCAUCGCCUUCGAGGGCAGCCUCACCACAUACUCCGAGGAUAGUGAGUGCGUUGAACUAGCCGUCAAUCACAAACAUGACAAAUUGGGUAAAGAAAAUGUGAACGUAGUAUUAGAUAAUGAUGAAAGAACGCGCAGGAACUUAGAGUUAUUAGAAAGAUGUAAAAAAUUAACAAAUAAAUUAACAACCUCUAUGGCUAGAAGCGAUUUAGGAUUAACUACUUGGAGUAAGCUUAAGAAACAGAGUAGUCAGUCACCCUUAAGGAGACAUCCAUCUGGAAAUAAUAAUGAUGACGAUACAAAUGAAACGACUGAUGUAAUGAAUGAAAUGAACAACUCAGUAAUAAAAAGCCAAAGUUUGCCAAAUCUCUACAGACGAAAACUCAUGAGUAGCUCCAUAAACUCGAAUGUCCUCAGUACCUCUACGGUCGACUCAUUCUUAGCCAACCAAAGACUAACAGGCACUCCAACUUGCAUGAAAGUGUAUGAUGUAUCACAAAAUCGUUCAUCUCAUGGAAGCCAACAUUCGGAGCCAAUGAGUACUUCGUCAACUGAAAAUCAAUCUUCAUCAGACAAAAGUCAUCCAAAACAACAAUUUAGUCUAGUUAAGCUAUUUAUGAAACAAAAAAGCAUGAGCAACGAUGGGAUCGUUAGCAUGGAUCAAUUAGACCGGUCGGAAUGCUGGCCAUCUAGUUCGGGCGGUGAGAGUGGAGAUUCUAUUGGAGAGCAAAAGUCGAGUGAGUCUAAACCGGUAGAGCGGCCCCAAGUAGAAUUACCUGCUACUAUUGAUGAUAAUUCAACAAUUUACGAAGAUUUGCCAGGAAAUAUACCUUACAACAAUAGGGUGUAUGAUGAAGUUUUAAUUGAAGAAGAAGAAACUAAUGACGGCGCAAAACUUAGUGAUAGCGAAUCCAACUUGUACGCUACUGUUAAUAAACCUCACAUCAAAAGAACAAACUUAAAUAUAAUGAAUAGCCCGUCAAAAAUGAGAAACGCUAGAAAAUCUUAUUCUUCUCAAUCCUCUGCAACAAGUGUGAGCAUUUCGAGUUGUUCUGAGUCAGAUGGUACACAAAUCACAAGGAUGAAUAAAUUACUACAACGUGAACCUUGUGACCAUAAAUCAACUUCCACUCACAUCGAAGUCGAUACAAUAGAUAAGAGUAUGCAAACAUCCAGCCUACAUCUCUCAAGCAUGUCUCGUGAACAUGAACUUAUCAAAGUUGUUGAACCAUCUUUCUUGGAGAAAUUGAAAGAAGGCGAUUGUGAAAAGCCAGUUUUUGUUUUAUACCCAAAUUACACCUUGCCAGACAUUAGUUUCUUGAACGGCAGACCAAAUAUUUAUUUGAACCCUAUAAAAGUCAAUGUAUCAGCCAAGUCAAGUGAAAAUAAAAGAAACAGGAUGCAAGUCAAAGGGAAGCGGCCAUUUUCAUGCAACGACGUAGAGAUGCUGAAAAAGAAAGGAGUAGGUCACAUCAAAGACUGGGAUUCGCUUAACUUCCUUCUGCCCGUAGAAUGCAAACAACUUCUUUCUGAACUACCAGAAUUGAUGCAUAAUACGAAAUGUGCAGAAAAAUACUGUAAUACACCUAAGUCAAAGAACAGACCUAUGAGCUGUGAUUGUAACAACUUAGCAGGCAACACUAAUGCUGUAUCGUCAAGCUCAAGUACCGCAACCCAACCGUCUUCUGGUUAUCGUGGAUCAUCGACGAUGCUUACUGAUUCUUCUGCUCAAAACAGCCCCGCUCCAGCUGGUACUUUCAAUCCUUUGUUUGUGUACCGUUAUGACAGCGCUACUAGCUCAGAGGCAAGCGCUGUCAACAAUGAAGGCCAGAGAGGUAAUCCAUCUAUUCCCAAACGCUCACUUUCCUUAGCUGAUCAAAAUAGAAUCGCUAAGCAAGGUGAACUAGCCCCACCAAGACCACCAUUGCCGAAGAGUAUUUUGCGUAAGUCUAUGGACAAAACACGAAAAUCCAGCUCCCACACAAAACGUUAUAGUAUGUUUGAAAUGGACGAAUAUAAUAUGCAAGAUCCUGUAGUGUGCAUGACAGCUGCCACCGAACAUAAAACUAAGAGGAGAUCACUACAAGAGCCAUAUUAUUUACAAAAUCAAGGCAUGGAUUACAGAAAAAAUAAUGAUUUAGCAGCUAAAAGGCUAUCACAACAAUUCCUUGACGCUGCUGAUAAAGAUGCUGACUACAAUGAAUAUUAUCAAGAUGAGGGUGUUGGUACAGAAAGUAGUCUAGAAUCAGGAAAAUCAAAUGAACUUAAGUUCCACAGGCCACAUACGCCACCAUUGCCAAAACCAAGAACUAAGAAAAUGGAGUACACCGAAUUUCCACCUCCAGGUGCACUCAUAAGUAGUGCAGAUUUGCAACAAUUGGAAGAAUUUCUUAAACUUAGCGGGGUCAAUUGCCAAAAUAUGGAUGAAUGGGAUCAAAAUCAAGUGCAAAAGGGUAAGAACUUGGCUGAGAUACCAAUAUGUGAGGAAGCUGAAGUAAGCCCGGAUGAAUUUAUGAGCCCUAUCCAUCAUGAUGGAAGGGGGAAAUAUGACCCUAUCGACGUGUCACAAAAAAGAGCCUUGGUCUCAAAUGUGACAGAUGCUGUUGAGAUGCUAAUCCAACAUUUCUCUUCCGCAACUGACCAGGCGGAAUUAGCGUUCUUAGGCGACUCAAAACAGUCUCCAGCGUGCGCUAAAAUAGCAUUGAAUGCAUUAUGUCCAGCUCUGUAUGCAAUAUUUAGAGAUGGACUCAAAGAGAAUAUUGAAACAUCAUUUGGAGCUGUAAACAACUCGGUUUGGCAAAUGGUGGAGGCUACAGCGAGACAAGGUCCAAUAACGAAGUCUUUGAACGAGCUGGUUCUAAGGAUUAACAGUGAAGAUGCCGUAAAUGAGGGUCUCGUUAAAUUUAACGCAUUUAUCUUGGGCCUCCUGAAUGCACAGUCAGUGGACGCGUGGGUAUCAUACGUACGGACCAGAGAAUCGAUUCUUGCCAAGCACUAUGAUUCCGAUUCCUUGAUUCUUGCCGGCUGCAUCGGAGACUCUAGAUGUCGGGCGCUCUUAGACACUCUCCUCACUAGCUUGGAGCCCCUCAAACUGCUACCCUUCUCUCUGGACCUUAUGUUUGAAAUGCGUGAACUACACCGCAGCUUCAAGAGGAUAGAAAGUGACAUGCGUGCUGCUAGUCGGCCCACUUCGAUUAACACUCCACCACUAACACUGAACCAACGGAAUUUGUUGAAACUGGUGCGGUCUAUGCAAUCGAGCGGCCUCUCGAGCGAUGAUUGUCAGACUAGUGUCAUUAUGAGGCAUAAAGAGCCGAAAAAUAAAGAACCAUCAACCCCUGAUCUGCUUAAUGAUUCGGCGAAUGUUAAAACGACGCUAGAGAAAACCAGACCGCGGUCAUGUGUCAACCCUUCUGCGAUUGGCUACGACAUGUGUCCGAACAAUAGCCGGAUUGAAAUGGAGACAAACCGCAGAUGGUCAGGUGUCCAGUUAGGCUCGAAGCUGAUGCAGGCGUUCGAUCGGCUCGUUUUCGAUGACAGUGACGAUUACACCGAUAGCUUAGAGAACAAUAAGCCUAGUAAACCAAAUAACGAGACGAAGUUGGACACGAGUGGCGAGGAGCAGUUCAGGCCAAGCUCGGCGGGUAGCUGCGCCAGCGGCAACACUGGCAACGGCAGCAACAACUCUGGCGGCAAGUUCCGUCGGCUGCAGCUCAAGUGGGAGCUGCUGAGUAACGCGGAGAGCCCGAGUACACCAUCAGGUGAAACUUCACCAGCUGCGGCUCGAGGCUCCAAGAUACCUCGGCCCGUGUCCUCUCCCGUGCGACCUCAAGCACCGACUCUGCAGUCACCAGCAAAGGCCCAGCAUCGCGGUAUACCAGUGCCGGUUCGGAAAGGCACGUCGCCUACCACGACGACGCCUCGGUCUGCUUCGGCCAGACCUGGCGUCACCGGCAAGAAACCACCGCAACCUGCUAACAGAACACCCGAAAUGCCCGUGAAGAAAGCCAAAGUAAACCAACCGCGACUGUCCAAUGACGCUGUCGCUAAACCCACAACAUAUGCUAAGAAAUCGUCGACGUCUAGAGUAGACCAGACGUGGCAGGCGGGCGCGGCGCCGCGGCCAUCUUCUCUCCCCUACGGCAGGGCGCCGCCCCCAGCGGCCCCGCGCCGCGCCGCCUCUUCCUCAGCAUCACGACCUCAUCACACCACCAAUCAGCAGAAGCAUAAGUAUGUUAGAACACUAUGGCAUCGGUUGCCGUCUGAUUCGGGACACCUUGCAUUUAAUGAAGGAGAGCGUCUUCGCCUGAUACUCGAGGUAGAUGAUCAGUAUCUAUUGUGCUGCAGAGGAGACCAGAAGGGUCUAGUUCCUCGCGAUGCCGUAUUGUUAGAGGACUUCUGAUAUUGGCAGCCAUAGCAUGAUUGGCAAUGGCAGCCUUGCUGGCGCCCGUUGCGUUUGAACGGCUACUUUGGGAAGAAGUAAAUGAAAUCAUAAAAGAACCUCCUCGUUUACUUUUUGAUCAUCAAAAUAAUAUCCGCAGUGUUGAAUCCUUUCAUAAUAUGAGAAGCUGAGUGAUAUUACAGUUAUUACUUACUUCUAGAUAAAAAGUAAACUGGGAGGGCUAUACGUUCGAGAAUAGUGCGAUGUUACCUGGAACAUUUGGUUUGUGUUUGAUUUGUGACUGUGAAUUGGCUGAUUUGGAAGGUAUACAAGUGAAAUGUGAUCGGAACUCUGCCGUUCAAGAACUAUGUAAAUACAGUUACUAUUUUAUUAUCGAGUCCUUUCGUCUUUAAGAUUUAUUCUGUCUUAUUAUUUAAAUCGUUUGUUUUUGUUGUUACCUUGAAAUCAUUAUUCAUUAUCUCUACUUCAUCAUUAUAUCUUAAUCACUUAAUAUCGAACUCUCACGUUUCUGAUUCAGUAGUAGUAAAAUCUAGUCUUAUGUUUUAAGGCACGACAAGGUCUUGGACUGUAAAUAAAAUAUUAUUGUAAGAACAUUAAUCAUGGAAUAUUUACUGUGAGGGAACCAACGUUUUAUCAACAGUAAAUGUUUUCUCUGUGGGAUGUGAUAUAGGUAAAUUAUUUACGUUUUACUUUAAGGACAAAUCUCAUACUUUUAAGGUCAAACUCUUUUGUAUGGUAUCUAAAUUCAUAAUCAAAAUAUCAUUGUUGCUGAGAGAAAGGCACCAGGUAAUUCGGUGUUUAGGUAAAUUUCGUAACUUCAAUGUGAAAUUGAUGUCUAAUGUUACCCUUGUAAUGUAAAAAUAAUUAAAUAUGCAUAAAAGUGAGAAAUGCAUGUGUAUUAUAGUAUAUUGCAAAAUUAACUUUGCUUCGUUGAAUAGAAAUGGUUAAAUAUCAUACUUUAAUGUAGUAAGGGUAUCUACCAGCCAGAUUUAUGAACAUACCUACGUUUAAUCAGGAAUCCACGGAUUGCACUUUACUAAUAUGUUUAGUUAGUAACAGCAUGCAGCCUCUCCUCAUCACCUUCCUUUCGUGGUCUGUGGUUCUCUUUGGUUCCAUAACUGCCAUAACUGGUGUAGCUUUUAACAGGUGUACUUUACUAACUGCACGGCCUUUACCAUGAAUCCUUUCCUCACAGCUGGCCUCCAGUUGUCACAAUAUUGCAGAUUAAAAUUGGUGUUGGAGCUUAACAUUGGUCACCACUAAUCGCAUCUGCCUCUCCUCUGUACUCCCUUAACCUACAACUUCAACGCUAAUUACAGUAACUACAGCCGAGUGGUUGGAAGCAGUAAUAUUGGUACGCCUUACCGCAUUAUCGUUAACAAAUACCCACCCAUUGCUGAAUUAACUGGACUCACGAAUAUUGUGAUACAAUAAUCAUAUCACUGCUUGAAAGCGGGUCGCAAAGAAAAAUGAUAUUUUUGGUACGAAUUUGUAUUGCUCAAUAUGGGAAGACAUCAUGAUAUGAUCAAUUGAUAUUCGCGACUUAAUACUCAUGUAAUCUUCAUAAUAUUGUAAUCGUGGACUUAUGUCAGUAUUUAUCGAUGUAAAGUAUUUGUAUAUAAUAUGUUAUUAUGGUUAGUAGUGAAAUUAGAGAUCAAAAUUUGUAACAAAACUUUGAAAUGCACGAUACAGUUCCUCUCGUAGUCAGUCGUGCUAACGAGUCACUUUGGUGAAGUAGUCGGUAUAAACGUAUACUCGUACUUCUAGUGAUCAAAAUUAUUAAUCGCGUAAUGCGGUGCCUUUCUCGAUGCGUGUGAUAAUAUCGAUUAUUUAAAUAUCGAUGCUCUUGCCGACUGCGUUCAGCAAUCAAAGAAACAAGAGGCUCGUCAUGAUAAUCUCAUUCUUAAUAAGAUGAACGUAAGUUGACACAAAUUUAGGACUGUACAAUAGAUACAUAAUUCAUCAUACAAUAAUUAGGAUGUUAUUCGAAAACAUAGCGAAAAUGUUACUAGCUGUCAUUACCUGCGUAUUAUUAAUGCAAUUUUCGUUUGUAAUAUACUUACCUAGGCGUCUCAUUACCCAUCUUAGUAUAUUAGCGCUUCGUGACUGAAUGAUGUGAUGUGGCCUUUUGUAUGUAUUAAAGUUAUAUUAGUGUUACUGUGUUGUGCGUGUGCGCUUGUUGCAUCAGUCGGAGUAAUCAUUGUAUCGUCUACUUAAGUAAAGUAGCAUCUGCGUAUGCUUCCACGGAUAAAUUUAUGUAAUUUAUAGUAAUCGAAACCCUAAUGGCCGUUAAAGUAUUAGUUGAAUGAACAAGCAAGAACGGAGAAUGCGUGCUUCGCUUCCACGUACCGCUUGCAGUUCGCGUGCGCGUUAGGCGUUUGUAGACGUAAGUUUUUAUCAACAGUUUGUAUUAUCGAAUGUUGAACAGGUUUUUUAUAAAAUGACAUUAACUCCUGCGCGUUCGUUUCAUUACAUUGUUGGGUAGGAUGUGGUGAGUAAUGUCCUCAUCGGUACAAGUGUUAAGUUAUUUUACGAUUAUUGUGUGUAAGGCUUUAUUUAUAAUUUCGAUCGGGAUCAAUAUAAGUUGAACUUUGAGUUAAAAUCUUU